AUGCCUGGGCCGCGAGUUGCUAAGGAGUGGCUCGUUUCAGUUCGGGAUGGCCCUGGAGAUCUUUCUUCUUAUCACGGACAGUGGGUUCGCCGUUCGGGAGUCAGCGAGUCCUCGGCGGUGGCCCACAUUCAUUAUGUGCUGUGCGAGUCGGUUCGGUUGGCCAUUCAGACAGACCAGCUCGAUGUGACAAACUUGUUGAGCUUCGAACUCAUCAUGCGCAGGAUCUGCCAGGACGAGACCGCAGUGGCUCGCAACCCUCGCCAUCCUGACGACGGUGGGCUGGAGAUGUUGCUUCGCGCUCCGACCACCGAACAGGGCCAGGCGAGCACGAACAGGUUCACGGAGUGGGUCACGGGCCGUCUCAAGGAGCAGGCCGCGAUCUACAAGCAGACUCGGUUGUGGAACGAGGAGCAGCGGGCCAUGCAGAACUCUCGUGCCCCCGCAGAAUGGAUCUUGGACAGCAUCACGGAGCGCGCUGCCGCUGUGGCCCCCCCCCCCCCGCCUGGCCUGACGGCCGAGGGGGCCGCUCGCGAGUUGCUGGCUUCUAAGGGCCUGUACUGCCAGGAGCCGAAGAACCUCGCGCCGUUCGAUCUGACAAAGCUCAAGGUCGCAAAGGGGCGCGCUCGACCUCGCUCUGUGGCUAACUUCUUGCCGCCUUUGCCUGCGGACAUGAUCCGCAACCCUGCGCUGUACAUCGAGAAGGAUGAGGGGGAGAUGGAGUUCAUGCGCCAGCACACCGAUCCUAUUCGUCCUUACUGGGAUCCCGUGCUUCGCUCGAGUCGGACAGAGCGUUGGCGACUCUUCAGGGUGCUGUAUGAGCUGGGGCUGAUAACUUUCAGGCCAAUUCGUGUCAUCGUGCCCCUCCGAUUCCAAGACUCGGUUCAGCUGGGGCCCUGGCGGACCUCGACCUUCUCCGUGGGUGGCGAGUCCGUCGACGGCGUCGGCAGUGUGAUAGGCUGGGACCCCCACGGGAACGAGGCCGAUGUCGAGGACUGCUUCUACAACUUCGCCAUCGAUGGCCUGGCGGAGUGGUUCGGUUUCGACGACCCGCUGCCCGCCGCCGAGAUCAGGGACGCGUACGGCAUCAAUGUCGGAGCGUUCUGGGACCCCGAGCUGAGCAUGAUGGUCUCCGUGGAAGACGACAUGGUCUUGUACCCGUGCAUGCGCGCCAUGUGCAUGGGGUGGUCCUGGGCUCUGUACUUUGCGCAGGAGGCCGUAUCCGCUAUGACAGAACGGGCGCUGCGCUCGUCGUCUCUACCGACGCCCGCCAUGGUGAAGGAGCACCAUCCCGCCCCCGACUUGAAUGAGUCCAAGGUCAUGGGCAGCGUCUACGUGGACAACAUCACUGUCUUCGGCAGGGACGCCUCUCUGGCUCGUGAGGCAAGCUCCGCCCUGCAGGCUGAAGCUGACCGAUCUGGUUUGCCUAUCGCGUGGUCCUAUCCUGAUGUGGUGACCCACCUCGAGACCGCGGGCGUUGAGAUCGACCUCAAGAGGGGGAGGCUUCGCAACAAGGCCUCCCGAGUGUGGCGCUUUGACUUGGCCACCCGCGCUCCCCUGCGUCGUGGCAAGAUGCGAGGGGAGCACAUGGAGGUCUGGCUGGGCCACGCUGUAUCGCUGCUGAUGCUGGCCAGGCCUGGGUGCGCCGCGCUCUCAGCCACGCACCGGUUCGCCGAGGCCGCCUGGGGUGUUCGGACCCCUUUGCCGCGCGAGGUCAUGCGCGAGAUGAGGUUGGUCGCUGGGCUGGUCUGGCUCGCUGAGGUCGACCUGGCUGCGCCCUACGCGCCGCGCGUCUAUGCCAGCGACUCCACCGACAACGGGUACGGCCUGAUGUACAAGAGGGCCUCGGUCGAGGAGAUGCAGUCGGCCUUCCGCUGGAAGGAGAAGUGGAGCUUCAGGCAGCACCUGCGAGGCCCCCGCGUUGGUCUGACUUCGGCCGCUGAUGUCGCUGAGAUGGGCGGCUACAAGGAGGCAGACGAGGCGCAGCUGGAUCACGAGGUGGAGCCUCGUUGCCGCUCCGCCGAGCCGAACGCUGGCUCCGCCCCUGCCGCGGCCUUCGGCCAGUGGCUGCAGAGCAAGGCGGAGGAGGGCUCUGCCUCUGACAGACCUCACCGGCCUCGCCCUCGCCGUCUGCGGCGGCGCCCAGCCGACCCUCAGGAUCCCGACGCCGAGCGCCUCGGUCAGGUGGGCCCCUCGGCGCCGCCGCUGCCCGCCUCCUGGUUCGACUCGGAGGGCUUCGAGCUGGUAGCGGCGAGGCGCUGGCGCUGGCCUGGAGAGCACAUCAAUGUGAAGGAGACCCGCGCUGCUGUGAUGGGGCUGCGGCAUGCCUGUCGCGUUCGCCAGAAUUGCGGACGCCGCCUAGUUUCUCUCGUGGACUCCAUGGCAUGCGUUGGCCGCCUGGACAAAGGGCGGUCCAGCCGCUCAGCAGCUUUGAGCGCGCAGUGCCGGCGAGCUGCGGCCUACGCAAUCGGUUGUAGAGUGCGUUUGAGGUUGCGGUAUGUCAACGCGAAGUUUAACGUGGCCGACGCUCCAUCUCGUCGGUUCGAGCACAACUCCCCCGACAAAGGGCACCCGCCCGCCGCGGCCGAGAGCGACAAGCAUCUGGGUUUGCAGUCUCCCGAGGGCCAGGGUUUCUUGGAGCUGUUCUCGGGCGAGGGUGGGCUCUCCAAGGCGUUCGAGGAGCUCGGCCUGCCAACCUACCCCUGCAUGGACAUUAAAGAUGGGGCUCACCAUGACCUCCUGGGCCCGCAGGCGCACCUGGCGGCGGGGGCCUGGAGGCCCGGCUUCGCGAUGCUGCGCGACGGCCGGCUUCGCGCGCCCGCGAGCGCCUCCGACCAGCUCGGCAGCGGCUUCAAGCGGAGCCUGACCUCGGGCUCGCUGGCGCCGCCGACUCAGGCGAUCUCGAGAGCAGGUUUGACCACCUGCGGCCUUUCAUCGUCUUCGGUCAGGACUCCAACCUCGAGGCAGCAAGGAAACAGGCAGCCCGCUCGAGGAAAGGCCCGAAAGGUCGCUGGCCGCCGCUCCCGCGCCUCUAGUUUCGUGGAGGCAAUCAAGGGCCGCAACCUGAGCUUCGGGCCGAAGGCGCCAGUCCCUGUGGAUGGAGGUGUCGCCCGUUUUGGCUCAAUCACCUCGACGUCGCUCGAGCGAUAUGGGACCGCAGUUCGCGAGUUAUUCGACUGGGCGACGCGCCCAAAUGACCUCAGACACGCUCCAGAGUCCGUUAUCGAUCAGAAAAUGUGCAAGUACUUCGAUGUUCUCAUGAGUGACGCUCGGCAUGCCGCUGAAAGACGGGACACACUCUGGGGGUAUCUGACUUUCUUCCCGCGGUCGGACAUCGUCAAGUCCGCCCAGCUCGCGAUGGCUCGUGAGGCGAUGAAGGGCUGGGUCCGCAGGUUCCCUGGCUCCUCGCGACAUCCGUGGCCGCUCUCGGUUUUCUACUUGUUCAUGAGUGUCUUUCUGAAGGACAGUCACACCGAGGCUGCCACCACGAAGACUGGCGAGAGUGAUGACACUGUGGUUCUCGAUUCUAUCGGCCGCGAGUGGGUAGGUCCCGUGCUUGAGAUGUGGGCUAGGCGCCGUAAGUCUGACGCCUGUUCUGAUCAGCUAGUCUUCCCGCACCUGUCUCUAGCCAAGUAUGAAGCACUUUUUAGGAAAUACAGUCGCUCUGUUCUCGGCAAGGUAGGGCACCUCACUCCCCACGUGGCCCGUCAUUCAGCGCCUAGUCACGACGCGCUGGUGCGCGCUCGCAGUCUAGCAGUUGUUCAGAAGCGCGGGCGCUGGGCCCACGCCAAGUCCGUGAAACGAUACGAGAAGAGCGGCCGCCUUCUUCUCCAGGCCGCCCGUCUUCCUUCCGAGCUCGCGAGGCGAGCCACUGCUGCGGGGGCCUCCAUCUCUCAGUGCUUUCAGGAGGCCCUCCAGUAA
Messenger RNA from Prorocentrum cordatum, 3918 nucleotides. Lineage: Eukaryota; Dinophyceae; Prorocentrales; Prorocentraceae. The record is from the annotation of a GenBank genome assembly.